Xiphias gladius (swordfish) is the source of this 1946-nucleotide messenger RNA. It is a transcript of the gene irgq2, whose product is annotated as immunity-related GTPase family, q2. NCBI's taxonomy places the organism in Eukaryota, Metazoa, Chordata, Actinopteri, Istiophoriformes, Xiphiidae. Gene Ontology annotation, molecular function: GTP binding. The coding region runs from base 813 to 1946 and encodes 377 amino acids. The transcript has 2 exons. Gene Ontology annotation, cellular component: membrane. The record is from RefSeq and is a predicted model, not a curated record.
UGCUGCAGACUGCUUCAUGAUGUUAUCACGUACAUUAUAUAUAGCUCCCUCAACUUAAUAUUAAGAUAUUCCUCUUUAUUUGGCUAAUACCUUUCUAAAAGUCUUGCCCAGAAACUCACAGUUCAUAACACUUUUCACAGUAAGUGAAAAGAAAAUGUCAUAUUUCUGAUUUUGACGUCUGUCUGGCAACACUGAAAGACGUACCCACUUCCAAAAAUAACUCAACAUGUGCAUGUCAGCACCACCCAACACCAACGAUCACCGCUAUGGUAUAAAGGUAUAGUUACAUUUACACAACUAAAACCACUUGUUUAAGACCGAGAUUCAUUUGUUCAGAUCUCAUCUUCAACCCUGUGAACCAAUUAAUUCAACUUCAUGAUCAUUUUGGAGGCUGCAGUUUUUGGUGCUGUUAGCUGUAUUGCAUUGUACUGAGAUGUAUUGGCUGUAAGUAUUGACAAAUAAUAUAAGCUGUCUUUAAAGUUAAAUAUCAAUGUCCAACGAAGAAUUCUUCAUUAAAAAGCAAAAUGUAUAAUUGUAUGUUUUUGUUUAGGUGCUUGUAAAUGUCUAUACAUACUCGAAGGCUUAUACAUGAAAGGCAGUAGCUGCACACAUACACAGAGUGUGCAUGAAUGUGCUUGAAGUGAUUUUUGGAUUAAGGCUGAGCUAAAAGGAUUAGAAUGUUCCACUCGCUAGACAAACACCUUAAAUAGAUCAACCUGACGCUGUCAGUCCUGAAAAGCUGCGGAAUAAUCAACAUCCAACAACUGGGAACACAUAUUUCAACCGGAGGGCUGCUUCUACUCCAGACGUAAAUGGCUGAUGUUUUCAGAGGCCUAAACCUCCUUGAGACCCUCAAAGAAUCCAUAGAGAGCAAUAAGUUAUCAGAUGUCAAGGAUGCAGUGGAAGAUCUCCUGAUUAGUAGGAUCAACUUAGCUGUGGUGGGUAACCGUGGGGAUGAAAAAUAUUCCCUCAUGAACUCCCUCCGUGGCCUCGGACGUGGGGAUGAGGGGGCAGCUCCGUCUUCAUCCCCUGUAGCCUCGGAGGAGGUGGCAGGCUAUCCGAACCCUAAACACCCUGACUUUCGUCUGUGGGACCUACCACCUGUCCCAGACGCCUCCCCAUUUGAACCUGGGGGAUACAUGGAUAGAGUUAAAUUCCUCCGCUACAAUGCCGUCUUCAUGACAUUCACACAUACACCCCAAACCCACAGUGUGGAAGUGUUCUUGGAGGCUUGUUCACUGCAGACAGUAUACUUCAUUCUCUUAGCUUCAGUGGAAGAUACAGAAAAGGGCCUGGAAGAAAAGAGGAAAGCCAGUCUGGAAAUACUGAAAUCACAGGGUGUGACACAGCCUAAAGUCUAUCUGGUCAGACCCUCCACCCUGGAGAAGUGUGACUUCCCUUGUCUGUUGGAGGACAUGGGCAGAGACCUUCCAGAAAUCCGAGCCCACGCCCUUCUCAUGGCUCUACCGACGCUCACCUCAACCCUGGUCGCACGGAAAAAGGAGACAUUCAAAGCACUAGUAUGGGCAGCUGCCUCGCUGUCUGGUGGGAUGUCGGCUAUUCCUGUUCCCCUGGUGGCCUCCAUGGUGAACUCAAGUGUAGCGGUGCGUAUCCUGACAAAAGCACAACUAUCUCUGUGCCUGGAUGACGAAUCAGUUGAGCGACUGGCCCGACAGCGAGGCAUGGAACCCACAACACUUAAGGGGCUGCGGACUUGUGUACUGUCCGUGGAGGUCACCAAAGGGGAAGUGAAGAAGCGGCUGGCGGCAGCAGAAAAGGACUUGGCCACGGUUUCGUCGCAGCUGGUGGAGAUGGCGAUACCCAGACAUGCCCGUUCUGCCAGCCGCUCCUUCACUGCCAUGCUGCAAGCUUUAAAUUGCGCCAUCGAUGAAAUGGCGACGGAUGCUGAUAAGAUAGUUGCUGCUGCUCUUGGGGAGGGGAAGUGA